Molecule: messenger RNA, 2154 nt
Organism: Diplodia corticola
Lineage: Eukaryota; Fungi; Ascomycota; Dothideomycetes; Botryosphaeriales; Botryosphaeriaceae
Product: carotenoid oxygenase
Exons: 2
Coding region: 1-2154 (717 amino acids)
Biological process (GO): carotene catabolic process
Molecular function (GO): carotenoid dioxygenase activity
Source: RefSeq, a predicted model, not a curated record
AUGCCGCAGCUUGCUGGUCCAAGGCGGGAGACGAGCUCGAGGAAGCAUCCAUAUCUCUCGGGAAACUAUGCGCCCAUCAAGCAGACCCGACAGUUGACGCCGUGCAUCUACACCGGUUGCAUUCCCGAGGACCUCGUUGGAGGACAAUAUGUCCGCAACGGAGGCAAUCCCAUCACCAACGAAGAGCUUGGCCGUGAUGCCCAUUGGUUUGAUGGCGAUGGCAUGCUUGCUGGUGUGCUGUUCGAGCCCACUGAUCAUGGCCGAAUCCAGCCCAAGUUUGUUGCUCAGUUCAUCUUGACCGACGUGCUCUUGUCCACGCUGUCGAAUCCGGCAUUGAGAUUCCCCAUCCUGCCAAGCAUUGCGACGCUGGUCAGCCCGCUGUCUUCACUCUUGACCAUUCUACUGAGCAUUCUGAGAACUGUCUUGCUGGUCAUCCUCUCGCACUUGCCAGGCUCCCGCCAGGCCAUCAAGAAGAUUAGCGUCGCAAACACGGCAAUCUACUACCAUGACGGCCGCGCAUUGGCGACGUGUGAGAGUGGCCCGCCGAUCAGAGUCUCACUUCCUGACCUGAGCACCAUCGGCUGGUUCAAUGGUAGCUCGGCCGAGGGAGAGUCUGAGCGAAAGGUUGAUGAUGUCGGGUUUGGAGGAAAUGGGCUGCUGAGCUUCAUGAAAGAAUGGACCACCGGCCAUCCAAAAGUCGACCGGGUUACCGAUGAGAUGAUUCUAUAUCAUUGUACAUUCGCCCCUCCGUACAUCCAUUACUCGGUUCUCUCAGCGACGAAAGAUACCGCGCACGACGCACCAUCCUCCUCGAAAUUAAUCAAUAUGCCGGUUUCUGGGGUUUCGGGUGGCAAAAUGAUGCAUGAUUUUGGUGUUUCACGGAGACACACAAUCAUCAUGGACCUCCCUUUAACCUUGGAUCCUCUGAACCUCAUCAAGAACAAGCAAAUCGUAUCGUAUGACCCCUCGGCGCCCUCCCGGUUUGGAGUUUUCCCACGACGAAACCCAUCUAAUGUCCACUGGUUCGAAACGGCGGCGUGCUGCAUCUUCCACACGGCCAAUGCUUGGGACUCUGAGGAUAAAUUUGGAGACACCCGCUCAGUCAACCUUCUUGCCUGCAGGCUUACAUCAGCCGCACUUGUCUACAGUGCUGGUAACGUCCCAGUGCCCAAGGCUAAAAAAAGACCAUCAGAAAGAUGCGACAAACCGUCGUCUUACUUUGACAAACACGAUUUCGAUGGUACCGAUGCCACUGCUGGAAACAUCUCUUUGCCAGAGUCGAGCGGAUUUGACGCUGCACCAGCUCUUGAGUCGCCUCUUCAAGGGGCUGAGCCUCCGAUCCAACCGCUCAUGCAGAUGGAACCCCAACCAGAACCAGACUCAAUCUCUUCAUUGUUAGAUGAGGAAGAACAAUGUCGUCUAUAUUACUACUCGUUCAUUCUUCCCUCUCGGUCCUCACCCCAGCGAAUAGCAACACAACAUGCUCUCUCCGCUGUUCCUCUUGAGUUUCCCACCGUCAAUCCAGCUUACGCGAUGCGGUUCGCUCGUUACGUCUACGGUUGUAGCCUUAGUUCCUCGUCUUUUGGCGCCGCUCUCGGCAAGGCCGCCAAAAUUGAUGUUCUGGUCAAACUGGAUGUGCAGAUCCUUAUCGCACGUGGUCAACAGCGCCCUCCAUCUCCUGUCACCGGCUGCGUGGAUAGGCGGUCGGUAUCCGAAGUGCUGGCCCAGCAAGAUAAACUCGACGACCUGAGCGAUCCAGUACGGUGUUUCAAGAUGCCUAGCGGCUGGUAUGCACAGGAGGCACGCUUCGUGGCAAAGCGGGGAGCCCACACUGAGGAUGAAGGGUACUUACUCUUCUACGCGUUCGACGAGAAUCAACUAAGCGAAGAGGGCGAGGCUGGAACGGACGCUGUCAGCGAGCUCUGGAUCCUGGAUGCGAGAAGUAUGCAGGAUGUAGUCGCCAAGAUCAAGCUACCACAACGUGUUCCGUACGGGCUGCAUGGAGAGUGGUUCGACGAGAGUCAGAUCAGGGAUCAACGGCCUUUCGAGAAAGCUAGAAGUGUAGAUGGUGUGACGAAAGAUGCAGGCGUAGAAAAAGGCCUAUGGAGAGUAUGGAUGGGCGCAAGGAGGAAGAUGGAACGGUGCUUGGCGUGA